AAUACAGGCAUUCUGUUUUGAGGGAUGAGGUGUUGUCUGAUUCUAGAAUUAUGAAUAAAGCCAAUAAAAACUUUACACUAAAUUAGUUGUAAUUUUGUCUUUUGACAAAUCCUUGGAGCUUGUGUUGCUCAACAGGAAGCCAGGGACUGGCCACAAGAGAAGGAACUCAGCUAGUGGUGUGGGAAGAUGGAAACCAACUUCUCCAUUCCUCUGAAUGAAACUGAGGAGGUGCUCCCUGAGCCUGCUGGCCACACCGUUCUGUGGAUCUUCUCACUGCUAGUCCAUGGAGUCACCUUUGUCUUCGGGGUCCUGGGCAAUGGGCUUGUGAUCUGGGUGGCCGGAUUCCGGAUGACACGCACAGUCAACACCAUCUGUUACCUGAACCUGGCCCUAGCUGACUUCUCUUUCAGUGCCAUCCUACCAUUCCGAAUGGUCUCAGUCGCCAUGAGAGAAAAAUGGCCUUUUGGCUCAUUCCUAUGUAAGUUAGUUCAUGUUAUGAUAGACAUCAACCUGUUUGUCAGUGUCUACCUGAUCACCAUCAUUGCUCUGGACCGCUGUAUUUGUGUCCUGCAUCCAGCCUGGGCCCAGAACCAUCGCACCAUGAGUCUGGCCAAGAGGGUGAUGACGGGACUCUGGAUUCUCACCAUAGUCCUUACCUUACCAAAUUUCAUCUUCUGGACUACAAUAAGUACUACGAAUGGGGACACAUACUGUAUUUUCAACUUUGCAUUCUGGGGUGACACUGCUGUAGAGAGGUUGAACGUGUUCAUUACCAUGGCCAAGGUCUUUCUGAUCCUCCACUUCAUUAGUGGCUUCAGCGUGCCUAUGUCCAUCAUCACAGUCUGCUAUGGGAUCAUCGCUGCCAAAAUUCACAGAAACCACAUGAUUAAAUCCAGCCGUCCCUUACGUGUCUUCGCUGCUGUGGUGGCUUCUUUCUUCAUCUGUUGGUUCCCUUAUGAACUAAAUGGCAUUCUAAUGGCAGUCUGGCUCAAAGAGAUGUUGUUAAAUGGCAAAUACAAAAUCAUUCUUGUCCUGAUUAACCCAACAAGCUCCUUGGCCUUUUUUAACAGCUGCCUCAACCCAAUUCUCUACGUCUUUAUGGGUCGUAACUUCCAAGAAAGACUGAUUCGCUCUUUGCCCACUAGUUUGGAGAGGGCCCUGACUGAGGUCCCUGACUCAGCCCAGACCAGCAACACAGACACCACUUCUGCUUCACCUCCUGAGGAGACGGAGUUACAAGCAAUGUGAGGUCGGGGAUAUUUUUGGGCUCUGUCUCUUUCUACCCUGCGUUAAGCGGAAAAAAAAAAUUCUGACAGUGUUUUUCUUCCUCUUUCAUACCACCACCACCACCACAAUCAUCAACAUAAAGGAAGUCUGUACCAAAUCUGUAGGGGGUUUUCCCCACAACCAAGCAAUAGACACCAGCUGGGUGUCCUACAAUUAAAUUCCAACACUUUCUACCUGGAGCUACUGUCAGAUCCCACAGGUUUAAGGGCUCAUUCCCCAAGUCUGCUCCUCCAGUUGAGACACAAGUCACAAAUCCAGGCUUCUGAAACUUCGGACCAACCAGCUUCAAUCAGGUUUCCCACUACCCCCUCUUUGGGGGUAGAGUGGCUCAUGGAACUCAGAGAAACAUUUAUUUCGGCUUGCUGGUUUAUUAUAAAAGCAAGGUUUAUUAUAAAAGAUACUACAAAGGAUACAGAUGAAGAGGCACAUAGGGCAAGGUACGGGGUUCCAUGCCCUCCCUGAGUGCAUCACCCUCUGGGAACCUCCGUGUGUUCACGUCUCAUGAAGCUCUCCAAAUCCAGUCCUCUUGGGUUUUUAUGGAAGCUUCAUGAUGUCAGCAUUCUUUCCUCCAGUGUAUAGGAUGGGACCCUCUCUGGGGAGGGUCUUAAGACCCACAAUUAGAAAGGCGAGGGAAGAUUAGAGUCCUGCUUUGGGGUAGAUGAAAGGAAAGGAGAGAGAUUCUGUUUCCUGAGGCUUAAUACACCCAACAUUAUAACAAAGGACUGUAGCAAGGGCUAUGGGAGUUCUGAAGCAGCAACCAUGGGCUAAAACCAACAUACAUCUUAAUACCAGAUACCCUAAUCCCAGUCCUAACUUCAUUUAACCUUGGUCACAUUGAGUCAUUCCAGGAUGAGUAGCUCAAGUAUUUCCUCAGGGAAAAUACUUCCGUGCCCCCUGAUUUGAGGGUAAGAAGUAGAUAAUGAGGCCACUGGGGGUGUUAUUUUUUCAUGUCUGGACCUCAGCCUAUAUCCUGAGACUAAGUGGAAGUGGGAAAAGAGUACAAGAGAAGAGACAAAGUGGGGAUAUUUGUAAGGCUUAGAUGAGAUAGUGUUUUUUUAGAAAAAAACUUUCUCUUACCAUUAAGUAAAACGUUUGCCGUAAGCUUUCUGGGGCUUUCUCUUUUUAAAGUCAGACUGUUGAAGGUUUCUUCUAUUCUUAUUUGUUAAGAGUUUUCUUUUAUUGUUUAAAUCAUGAAUGAAUGUUGAAUUUUAUUAAAUGCAGUUUCUGUAAAUAUUAACGUGAUCAUAUUAUUUUUAUUAUUUCAUUUACAUAAUUAUAAAUUAGAUUAAGUUUUCAAUGUUAAGCUACCCUUGCAUUUAUGAAAUAAACCACGCUUGCUCAUGAUGGUUUUUGAACAUUUAUAAUCUGUCUCACAGAUUUGUUUAGAAUUUCUGUAUUUAUGUUUAUGUAGAGAUGGCUCUGUUAUUUCACUUUUCUCUACGUUCUUGUUAGCUUUUACAUAAAACUUACGUUUUC
This is a messenger RNA of Gorilla gorilla gorilla (western lowland gorilla), 2763 nucleotides long. It is a transcript of the gene FPR3, whose product is annotated as formyl peptide receptor 3. NCBI's taxonomy places the organism in Eukaryota, Metazoa, Chordata, Mammalia, Primates, Hominidae. The transcript has 2 exons. Gene Ontology annotation, cellular component: plasma membrane. Gene Ontology annotation, biological process: complement receptor mediated signaling pathway; phospholipase C-activating G protein-coupled receptor signaling pathway; positive regulation of cytosolic calcium ion concentration. Gene Ontology annotation, molecular function: complement receptor activity; N-formyl peptide receptor activity. The record is from RefSeq and is a predicted model, not a curated record. Bases 187 to 1248 code for a protein of 353 amino acids.